Rhea pennata is the source of this 4439-nucleotide messenger RNA. It is a transcript of the gene PGGHG, whose product is annotated as protein-glucosylgalactosylhydroxylysine glucosidase. The coding region runs from base 448 to 2529 and encodes 693 amino acids. Gene Ontology annotation, molecular function: protein-glucosylgalactosylhydroxylysine glucosidase activity. Gene Ontology annotation, cellular component: cytosol. The transcript has 14 exons. NCBI's taxonomy places the organism in Eukaryota, Metazoa, Chordata, Aves, Rheiformes, Rheidae. The record is from RefSeq and is a predicted model, not a curated record. Gene Ontology annotation, biological process: carbohydrate metabolic process.
CUGAAGUUCACAAGAGCAAAAGAGGUGAAUGGGGAGAUGGGCCUAGAGGUUGCAGAAGCAUCUCUGUCCCUCUGAGGACAGAGGAGGAGGAAAGGAGAGGAGGAAGGCUUUGUCAUGUUGCAUAUUGGGAGAAAUUGGUCAUAUUGUCAUGCAGAGGGAGUAGUGGAAGAGAAGACUGGAGAAGUGACAAGGGCAAUGAGUCUGAGGUUUGGGAAAGCUAGAAAAGUCAUGUUGCUCAGCUAGGAGAUGUCUGAACUGAAGAAAGGAAAAAGGAAGCUGCAAAGGAGGAAAUGAGCCUGGAGACUCACCAGAGGCAUUGGAAGGAAUGCCUUGAAAGAAUGAAAAAUGCUGCUAAAAGAGACAGUGGGAUGUGGCGAUCAGAGAGAAGGCUAAAAGAAAUGAGGCCAUAGAAAUCAACAAGGCUGAAAGCAGUUCAAAUUGGUAAAAAUGACUGAUGGUAAGGAGGACCCUGCUGUGUUCACCUCCACUUCUCUGCCCUCAGACCCACGAUUUUUAGCUACAGUGACUAAUGCUUACCUGGGCACCCGUGUGUAUCGGGACAUCCUCCAUGUCAACGGGGUGUAUAACGGAGCUGUGGGAGACACACAUCGUGCUGACAUCCCCAGCCCUGUCAAUGUUAGAAUGACCAAGCCUAAUACAGACAAAGUGACAGAGACCUUCACCUUGAAUACCCGGACAGGAAUUUUCAGCCAUGUGCUUCAGUCAGCUGAUUAUACAGCCACCCAUCAGAUCUAUGCUCACCAUUCCCUGGUUCAUUUGAUGGCCUUCAGCAUCACCAUCCAGCGAUCAGCUCACACUAGACAACCCAUCGUGAUGCAGCUCCAGAUUCCUUUUGUGCUGAAGAGCCAGGACCUAGACCUGUAUCAGGGACCAGACUUCCAGGGAGCACACUACAUCUAUGGGAAGACGUUGGUUCCUGAGGUGGAUGGGGGACCCCAGCCCACAGUUCACAUGCUCUGGACUCCAGUGCCGCAAACUGUGACCUUGCAUGGGGAGGAGCAGGAGAAAACCUGGGAAUUCCUGACUGCUGUGGCUGAGAGCGAAGAGGAAGUAAAGAGGUGCUACAGCGAAGGGAUGGCUCACAUUACUGCUUGCACUCUGUACUCCUCCCACGUGGAGGCCUGGGCAACACUUUGGAGAGGAUGCUGCAUAGACCUGGAUGGCCCUAUGCCUUUGCGACAGGCUCUUUAUGGCUGUCUCUAUUACCUACUGAGUGCUAUCCCUCCCCUUGGGAACCCCGACUUCCUUUUCCAUGGCAUCAGUCCUGGUGGCUUAUCCAAUGGCAGUCAGGGUGAAGACUACUGGGGGCAUAUCUUCUGGGACCAGGACACUUGGAUAUUCCCAAGCAUCCUGCUAUUUUAUCCUGAAGCGGCCCGAGCCAUCUUGGAGUACCGGAUUCGCAUGCUGGGAGGAGCUUUACGCAAUGCACAGGAGCAAGGCUACAAGGGUGCCAAGUUUCCUUGGGAGAGUGCAGCCACUGGUCAGGAAGUCUGCCCAGAGGAGAUUUAUGGAGCUCAAGAAAUUCAUAUCACUGGGGAUGUUCUGAUGGCCUUUGAGCAGUAUUAUCACACCACACAGGACCAGAAGCUGUUCAGGGAGGAUGGAGGCUGGAACCUAGUUGGUGCUGUGGCUCAGUACUGGUGCAGCAGGAUGGUAUGGAAUGAGGAGGAGCAAUGCUACCACAUCAAAGGUGUCAUGCCCCCAGAUGAGUAUCAUUACCGAGUUGAUAACUCUGUUUACACCAACGCUUUGGCCCAGAGGAGUUUAAAUUUUGCAGCUGAUGUUGCGCAGGACUUCUUGAUCCCCGUACCAGAGGAGUGGGUGGAGUGUGCCAAGAAAGUCAAAAUACCAUUUGAUGCAGAGAAGAAAUACCAUCCUGAAUAUGAUGGUUAUAGCCCAGGUGAGCCUGUGAAACAAGCUGAUGUUGUCUUGCUUGGGUUCCCUCUGAUGUACCCCAUGAGUCCGGAAGUCCGGAGAAAUGACCUGGAGAUGUAUGAAUCUGUCACUGUGCUGGAUGGGCCAGCCAUGACCUGGAGCAUGUUUGCAGUGGGCUGGCUGGAGCUAAAGGAAGCGCAGAAAGCACAGAGUCAACUGAGCAAAUGUUUCAGCAACAUCACCGAGCCCUUCAAGAUCUGGGUGGAGAACUCUGAUGGAUCAGGAGCUGUGAAUUUCUUGACAGGGAUGGGUGGAUUCUUGCAAGCUGUCCUCUUUGGUUACACAGGGUUCAGGAUUACAAAGACAAGCCUUCGCUUUGACCCUGCAUGUCCUACUGAUAUUAACAAGUUGAAAGUCACUGGAGUCUCCUACAUUGGCAACAAACUGAAGUUCACCAUCAGAAAAGAAAAGAUCAAGAUCAAAGUGACCAAGUCUUCCCUUGACCCUCCUGCAUCUCCCCUGGAGGCUGUGCUGGAGGAAUCAGGGCAGCGAUUUCCUUUAUUUGAAGGGCAGAGUGUCUCUUUUCCCAUCUCAGCUGGCUGGAUUCAGAAGUCUUCCACUGAGGCAUUUUAAACCCCAGCAGAUCUGGGGUUUACAUGGCAAGUACUAAUAUCACUAGAGCUGCAGAAACAAGUCAAAGAGCAGAAGCUGGCAGAAUAGAAAGGUCAAGGCACCCUGUGCUGCUGUGAGGUGCAUGGUGUGGAAGGCUGAUGUCCUGGUCUGUAUCAUAAACCCUUUGCCUCUGUGGGACUGCGUAUGCCUUUCCCUUUCUUUGUAGCCAUUGGGAACAUGCCAGGCUGGGAGGGGCAGUACUGGGAAAUAUAGGCUUUGGGAGUCAGUUUUUAUUGACUUCUGAAUUUUGCUUGACUCGUUAUCUGGUACCUUGUCUUUCUGGCUCUUCUGUGGAUUUACAGGCCAAUGUUCUUCUCUUCGUUGAGAUCCCCUCUGCGGCUUCUCUCUUUAAGCACUGCUUCUAGGCCUUGUGUUACCCUUAUAUGUGAGACAUCCUGGAGCUUCCUCCAGUCCAGCCAUUUCCAAGCUCUCACCAUUGCUGGGGUGGCAAUAACUUUCUUGGUGAACCUGAGCAUCUCUUUCUCUUUUGGGGGACAGUGAGACCUUUAAUGUGCCCUUAAAAUCUCUCACUGAGGUUUAGUGGUGGGGGGGGUGAGUGAGUUUGUUUUGUCUUCUCUGCUAAAAGCCAGCUGCUUCUCCCUGAGAUCAAUGCUUGAUAAUGAUCUUUCAUUCAGAGUUGAGGAUUUGUACCAGGGUGAAGGUGGAAUAGUUAGGCCCAGUUUGAAGCAAAUUACCUACAACCUCCUACAAUCCUGGGAAUGCUAAACUCCAAGUAUUUCGCUGACUUAGCUGUUUGGCUGAAGCUAGUUAACAGCUAAUGCUGUCUCUGCACUUCCUGGAUGGCCUCACCACACAAGUCUGUGUGAACAUCCUGCUGGCUCUGACCGCCUUAUUUGGGUUUGGUUCUCUGCUGUUCCCUUACACGAGUGUAAAUGGGCUAUGGCCAAAGAGGAAAAUCCCCUGUUAAGAAAUAACACUAGUGUUUGCCGUUCUGUGAACUGAGUAUGUAGGAGGCAUGUGACCACAUUCUGGGAACAGAAGUGACGUGAUCAAAGAUGAGAGUCUGGAAGCUGCUAUUGUAAACAUAUUUUCUAAACACUCAUGACUAAUUUAUUCUUUAAACAUUUCCAUUUGUAAGGAUACCUCUAGCUGAAAUAAUUGUAUUUAAUCCAGCAUGUAUGUGCUCUAAUUCUCACAUACGUGCUGACUUUGUCCUUUCUUCCUUCCUUAUGUAGCUCAGGUUUUCAAAGGGAUUUGGAAACUCAGCCAUGAAUACUUUGACACAUCGCUUUGAAGUGUAAGCAAGCAAAAAAAGCUUUGUGCUAUGGCCAGGGGAUCCUCUUCUGUCCCCAGAGUUUUCCUAUGCAGACCAACCUGGAUGCUGAGUUUCAGGCUUUCUCAGCCCUUGGGCACUGUGUGGCAGGGAGCUGGUGUAAGAUAGCACGGCCCAACAGACAGGGCAUAAGUCUGGGAGUUGGCAGUCAGCUCCCAGCUCUGUCCCUGGCCUACUGGUGAUUUAGUUUUCCCCUUUCCUGAAAGCUGUAUUAUUGUUAAGCAAGUUAUUGUGAUUUUUCAAGUGGUUGAUGACAACUUCAACUUCAUAAAAACUCUUAACUUUAUUAAGGAUUGUUGCAAAGUAGAUGAAGCAGGACUAAAGGUGAUCAUUACUUUAAUGUUAGUUGCAAAAUAAACAAAAAUCUAUGUUAAUCUGAGUUACUGGAGGGCCUAUCCUGCGCUCUUCUCAGAGGCAGUGGCAUGGCUGAGUAAUAGGCGUCUUCCGUAGCCGCUACACAGGAACUCUGAAGCAGUUGAAAGCACUUUAGCCCAUUUUGGCUGGUGUACUGUUCCUUUUCUUUCAAGUUACUCUGAUUUUAGCACUCAUGUCAAACAAUUAAAGUUUUUAUUCCUUU